GUAAUAACUCCAAAAUCGAAAAUGUAGGUGAUAAAACCUGUUGCAUCUUUCCAAAAUUUCCGUAAUCACAAGCUGCAAACUCAAAAUUGAAUAUUUUUGUACACAAUACAUCCUUUAACACUUUAUUUAACGUUUAUUACAUGGUCGUAGUCGCGUUGUACUGAUAAUAUGUUGGGCAAGGACGUUUAUCAGUAUCCAUUUACUAUCCUUUACUUUCAUAAUAUUCUCUCUCUGAAUUUGAAUGGAAGCUAUGAAUGAACAUAUGCUACACACAAUACAUAACCCUAAAAUGAAUGCAGGUCAAAAUACAGACGAAGCUCUGAUUUCAGAGUUUAUGAAGCUUGGAUGUAAGUCGAAAAAGGAGGCUGCACAAGUGCUGCAAAUAUACUAUGAAUUGUCUGAAGUGAGAAGGUAUUGGGAAGUGGAGUACUUCUUUGAUAUCAAAACCGAAAAGAUGUACCUUACUGCAAAAAGAAAAAGGGCAGCUGCUCCAACAAUAUUUCUACCAGUUCCUACCACUGAGAAGCUAUCUCUUAUAGAAUUACAAAAUUUUAUGGAUUCAGUGGCAUCAGACUCGAGGAGUGUUUGUCUUGUAAUGAUAAAUUCUGAUAGUACAACAAUUUUUUAUGAAUUGAGUGAAGGAUUGAAUCUCCCGCAAGAGAGUUCCAGAAAAGUGCAAGAGAAUCAUGGAGAGGCAAUCGAUAAAGUUUUGAGAAAACAUCAUAAUGAAAUUAGUCAAUCUGCACUCCUUGGACUUACACUUAAAUUGCCACAGCAAAAUAAAUCUUAACGUUGUGUCUGUUGUUUUUAAAUGUCUUGUUGGUACAUAAAUAUAAGUUUUUAAAUUUGUUAAUUGUAAUAAAUUAUUUUAUUUUA
Messenger RNA from Agrilus planipennis (emerald ash borer), 876 nucleotides. RefSeq lists its product as uncharacterized. Gene Ontology annotation, biological process: tRNA splicing, via endonucleolytic cleavage and ligation. Gene Ontology annotation, molecular function: nucleic acid binding. Bases 242 to 790 code for a protein of 182 amino acids. NCBI's taxonomy places the organism in Eukaryota, Metazoa, Arthropoda, Insecta, Coleoptera, Buprestidae. The transcript is spliced from 4 exons. The record is from RefSeq and is a predicted model, not a curated record.